This is a messenger RNA of Penicillium bovifimosum, 1236 nucleotides long. RefSeq lists its product as uncharacterized. Bases 1 to 1236 code for a protein of 411 amino acids. NCBI's taxonomy places the organism in Eukaryota, Fungi, Ascomycota, Eurotiomycetes, Eurotiales, Aspergillaceae. The record is from RefSeq and is a predicted model, not a curated record. The transcript is spliced from 7 exons.
AUGAGCAGAGCCGGCGUCAUCUUUUCGUUCCUUUCCCUUCUGGCUCGUCACACCCAGCCCAAUGGGACCAUCAUUUUUGACACCAAAGCCAGCAUCCACGAGCAGCAUAAGAUCAAAUCUGGCUCCGAGAUGAAGGAAGAAGACUUCCUACACCUCAAAGCUGCGCCUGAUUCAACAAAGCUGGCCAGGAUUUGGACAAUUCUCCGGAUUUCAACCGGUACUGGCUCUGGUAUCGGUAUGCUCUGGGCUAUGUACGGGCAGCAGUGUCUGGUCCCGCAAAUGCUUCACGGGAGGAGCCAGGUGAAGAGAGCAUAUGGCAUGAAUGAAGAGCUUGUCAAUAUGUCUCUUGUCAACUUCAUUCAGGCAGUCAAGGAGAAAAAGAAGGCCAAGGAAAUUGACUCGAGGGUGUAUAGCCUGUCGGGUGAAACUGACGGGCUGCUUGAGUCAAGGGCUACUGGUCGGAUGCAUGCGAUUCUCGAAGCCAAAGCCAGAUGGCCGAUGAGCGAAAGGCUCCCACCAGAGCGAUCAUAUUCCUAUGGGCCAGUAUCCCUGAGGGGCGCGUCGGUCAUGCUCUCUGCAAAGCCGGACUAUGAAGUUUGGUAUGGGAAGAACGAAGCGGUGGCAAUGAAUGUGGUGAUCGUCGAGGCUAAGACGACUGACCUCGAGUCUGGGGUAGCGCAAACUUUAGGGCAUGGUCUUGCCACUAACGGGGUGGCUUUCCACUUCCUGAAGAUCUCGAAUGCCUCCCGAUGGUCGGAGCACAUCAUGACUCUCCGGUCAAGCGAAAUUGGGAAGCCACUUGGCAUUCUCGUUCACAUGUUUUGCCGCGCCGCUCUCAUGUCCCCUACUCACUCUAAGGAAUCACUCGAUCAAGAGGAUUCGAGAGGCUGUCAUCCGAGGAGGUUGCCUGCCCUCAGUGGCUUCCGCUACGGCCAGCUUGCACAGUACCAGCUGGUUUUUGAUAAUUUCAGCAAGGUGUAUGGAAGCUUUGGGCCCACCGCUGCUGCGUCGAGUCUUGUUCUGGCUGCCUGGCGGAAGCUAGGCACGGAGAUUUGUGCCAGGAACUUCCGCAAUCCGGACACAGCGGUGAAGAAGCAUCUUGAUGAUGCUGUGGAGAUCCUUGCCUUGCUAAAGGCAGAGAAAUCAGCGAUCCGAUCAAUCACUGAGCUCUCCAACAGCGUUCGCGAAGUCCUGGAGAAAGGUCCAGGCAGUUCCGCCUUCAAUUUGCGGUGGUAG